CAAAACAAAGUAUGGCCGCGGAAGGUCCGACGUCGUCCGUAUAGGCUCUCGAGACUUGGUAGUGGCGUCAAACAAGGCAACGAAGGAGGGGAGGGGGAGGGCUUUUGAGGCUUGGUAAAGCGCAGGCGAUUGCCAGGCAGAGUGAAAAGAAGAAACCCACGACAGGUUCCGCAGACGACCUGGGAGGACGUCCAAUACCACUCCAAGAUCUCGGUGGCAUGCACCGUGCUGCAGGAAAGGGUGAAGCCUAUAGGGUGCACACAAGAGUCGUCCGCGUCAUUAACUAUCAAGGUUGCGGUGGUUUUAUAGGGCCACUUAUAGCUGAACUCUCGGUAUGUUUUGUGUUUCCUGUUGUCAAGGGUGUAUAUCUCUGGGUCUCAAGUGCUGUCUACACACAUGCCAGUCCGCAGAAACCGCUCAACGGCGCAGGGCAUGUAAACGAGGAAGGCGGUAUACGUCUAUCAAUGUCGAGUGGCAUAUUCACAGCGACGUUGGCAACGACGCGAGACCCUGUUGGGAUCCGGACAAUAGGACGGUUCUCAGAGCCGGAGUGGGGGCCGCGUAGUGUGGGGGGGGCAUGUCGUCGGCGGGCCCAUAUCAGUAGCAGAAGACGUGUGCAAUACGUGCGAGUGAGACAACAUAUCGCAAUAUCCAAGACUGUACAGCUGCUGAGGGGGGUAUGUCUAUGGGAUCAGUGUACAGUUCCGUACCCAAGUACUGAUACAAGGCGCGGUCCCUCUUGAGGUCGCACAGGUACACAAUAUCAACCAUACAAUGUGGCGCAUGGGAGGGAAGGACAUGCAAAGCAUCGUUUUUGGUUCAAGCCGGCAAUUUGUUAAAACGCAGUCGGCAAGUAAAAUCCCAGGAUGGGCAGCAGAUGUUGGUUGGCAUGUUUAGUCGUGGAAACGGCGGCAUUAGUGCGCCGAAGUAUUUUCCAAGGAGCGAAAGCGCGAGGAAGAGUCAUAUCGCGGUGAGACAAGCCAGGGGG
This is a messenger RNA of Colletotrichum navitas, 988 nucleotides long. RefSeq lists its product as uncharacterized. Bases 219 to 743 code for a protein of 174 amino acids. NCBI's taxonomy places the organism in Eukaryota, Fungi, Ascomycota, Sordariomycetes, Glomerellales, Glomerellaceae. The record is from RefSeq and is a predicted model, not a curated record. The transcript has a single exon.